AUGGGUGAAGAAGUUCGUAAUAAGCUCUUUGAUGACGUGUUGGCUCUCUUCCAUGAUCUCGAUAGUGGUAUGCUCCCCAUCAGUGUUAUCUUCCCAUACCUUAGGAUCCCAUCCCACCGCCGCGAUGACCAAGCUUGCAAGAAGCUUGCAGAUAUAUUUGCUACCAUUAUAGCUUCCCGUAAACAAACUGGCAAGUCAGAAAAUGACAUGUUAUAG
Molecule: messenger RNA, 216 nt
Organism: Ilex paraguariensis (yerba mate)
Lineage: Eukaryota; Viridiplantae; Streptophyta; Magnoliopsida; Aquifoliales; Aquifoliaceae
Source: the annotation of a GenBank genome assembly